AUGUCUGGCAGAGGGAAAGGAGGCAAAGGACUGGGCAAAGGCGGAGCGAAGCGGCACCGUAAAGUGCUCCGUGAUAACAUCCAGGGCAUCACCAAACCGGCCAUCCGGCGUCUGGCUCGCCGUGGCGGCGUCAAGCGGAUCUCGGGUCUGAUCUACGAGGAGACCCGCGGGGUGCUGAAGGUUUUCCUGGAGAAUGUGAUCCGGGAUGCGGUCACCUACACUGAACACGCCAAGCGCAAGACGGUCACUGCCAUGGAUGUGGUGUACGCUCUGAAACGUCAGGGCCGCACUCUCUAUGGCUUCGGCGGCUGAAAAACUCCCACUUCCUCCCGAGAACAACACAAAGGCUCUUCUAAGAGCCACCCACCGCCUCACAGACGGAGCUGUGUCCACAACCUUUUAAUU
This is a messenger RNA of Hypanus sabinus (Atlantic stingray), 405 nucleotides long. Its product is annotated as histone H4. Gene Ontology annotation, biological process: nucleosome assembly. The record is from RefSeq and is a predicted model, not a curated record. Gene Ontology annotation, molecular function: structural constituent of chromatin; protein heterodimerization activity; DNA binding. The transcript has a single exon. Lineage: Eukaryota; Metazoa; Chordata; Chondrichthyes; Myliobatiformes; Dasyatidae. Bases 1 to 312 code for a protein of 103 amino acids. Gene Ontology annotation, cellular component: nucleosome.